AUGGGUCCUGACGGUGCUGACGGCACGACGGCACGACGGCUAUUUCUGGGCGGCGGGCCGGAGGUCUUCAUGACGAACUGCGUGGUGGACGUACUGCAAGCCUUGACUGCACUGGGCUUGAUUGGGACCACGCUGGAUACCAUCGUCAAUGCAGAUUGCCGCGAUCCGUUUGUGGGUCCUGUGACCUCCCAAGCCGUGCCGAAGUUUUUGCGAGAUCGCGUGGAGAAUGGACUGCGGGCAGGCUGUGCCAGUGGCAUUAGCAACAUCUUGGCCAAGUUGGGCAUUGCAACAUUGUUCUUGAGUUUCACCUCGUUCCACUGUACCAACAAAGCCAACUUGCGUGCCAUCUGCGGGGCAGGCAUUGCAGGCAUCGAGGCAUCCUUGGCAGGUCUGGCGUCUGCGGGUGCUGGGGCCUACCUAGCCUGCACCGAGGGGCAGAGAAAAACGCAGACAAAAAUCCUCAUCAAAAAGUCCAGAACAGCUUUUGUCGAGGAGAAAAGCCAAGAAGUUCUGGAUGAAUACUGUCCGGAUCUGUCCGUGGAGUGUUUCCUCGAGUUUAAGCCAUUCUUGGGCAACUGCCCAAAUGGUGUCGUCACCAGCACAUGCCCAGCAGCGCCAUCCGAGAGUUCUUGUCCCGGAGUUGCCAGCUGUGUGACGGAGUUUGAGAGCUAUCGGGCCGCCAAUUUGGGGACUCCUUGGUUUCCAACCCCCGCCGUCUACCCGCUCCAGUUCGGAAAGUUGGUGGUCGCUGUACCUGCCUGCUGGGAAUAUCUGGAUUGUUUCAGCCCGGGACGUCGCUUGGGGGCGACCAACGGGAGCACCGGAACGCCGGUUCCGGACUCCAGCGAAAAGCUGCAGAGCCACGCACGGCGAAGUUUCUUGCUGCAGAAGAUCUUUGCUUCUGAUGCAUGGAGCGCAACAACCUCAGCACGGAGUCGGCGCAGUGGAGGUGGACUAGGUGCUUCCCCCGGUGGCGCUGGGAUGGAGUUAGUGGAGCAGCUCUUUGCCUCCAUGGGUCGGAACUUAACGCCGCCUGAGGGUCGUGAGCGGAGGACUCCGCGUGUUGAGCGAAGCCAAAGCUUGCUGGACGCGAACUUGCUCGGGGAAGAUCUCCUGAAUCAGGCAUCUCAGCAAUGGCAGCAGCACAAGAGCGAGGAGGCCGGCGACAGAACGUGUGACGCGCCGCUGCUGGAGGGGAUCUUCAUCACACUGACCAAGCGAAAAAAGGUGGAACCGGAACGUCGUCCCUAUGACCUGGUGGUCUUCGGCUGCACCGGUUUCAGCGGUUGCCUCAUCGUGGAGCAGCUGGACACGCUGCUGGUGGAUGGGGACGUGCCGAAAGCCAUCACCUGGGCCUUGGCCGGUAGGAGCUUGCCGAAGCUGGAGAAAAUGGCCAGCCAAUGUCGCACCAGACCCAAGGUGGUCCAAGCCGCCUCCGCCGACGAGAUCAACCAGCUGGCGGCUGAGGCCACGGUGAUCAUCGCGCUGGCAGGGCCAUACCUGGAUUGUGGGGAGCAAGUCGUCAAGGCCUGCGUUGGAAGCGGCACGCACUACAUUGACAUCACCGGUGAGGUGAAUUUUGGCCAUUUCCUCAUCCAGAAGUACCACAAAGCAGCCAAGGAAAAAGGCUUGCGCUUGAUCCAGUUCGCGGGCGCCAUGUGCGUGCCCGAGGAUCUGGCCGCCUAUUUACUGGCCCGAAAGUUGGGGCCGCUGAAACAGCUCCGUGUCUACAGCUGGGGCUACGGCUUCCGCGGCGGAGGAUCCUUUCAGACCGGCCUGACGGUGGUUGAGCUUCUUGCCUGGAUGAAUGCUUGGAACAGGGUUGGAGAUGGAUGCGAAACUUGGGAGAUGCCUCGAGAUGCCUCUCUCGAUGUCUCGAGUACGGAUUCUUUUUUAAUCUAUCCCAAAGUGAAAGAGUGGACGCCUGCUGAAAUAUUCAGGCGAGUGAGGAUCAGCUUGAGGCGCCUGGAUUUCACCACGGAUUUUCCAUGUAGCAAUGAUCUCAAUGCAGCUACGGUGACCGAAUGUGAGGAUGUGAAUGUCGUUGUUGGACCCAAUCCUUCUUCAGUCCGGGGCACCCGCGACCGGGGCAGAAUCGGGCGGGCAGACCGAGGAGAUGAAGUCAGCAAAACGUUGAGGGUUAAGGGGUAA
Molecule: messenger RNA, 2151 nt
Organism: Cladocopium goreaui
Lineage: Eukaryota; Dinophyceae; Suessiales; Symbiodiniaceae
Source: the annotation of a GenBank genome assembly